Messenger RNA from Aspergillus costaricaensis CBS 115574, 1038 nucleotides. RefSeq names its product MFS general substrate transporter. The record is from RefSeq and is a predicted model, not a curated record. Lineage: Eukaryota; Fungi; Ascomycota; Eurotiomycetes; Eurotiales; Aspergillaceae. The transcript has 5 exons. Bases 1 to 1038 code for a protein of 345 amino acids. Gene Ontology annotation, cellular component: fungal-type vacuole membrane.
AUGCAUCCUCCACAAACCGCUAAGGAUGGCGUUUAUAACAAUGUCUUUCCUGAAGAUGGCACUGCAGCAUGGAUGGUGGUGCUUGGCUGCUGGUAUGGACUGUUCUGCACAUUCAGACUUGUCAAUUACAUUAGUGUGUUUAAGACCUACUAUAUCAGUAAUCAAGGCCCAUUACAUCAUUACAGCCAAGGAGCUAUCUUUUUAUCUCAAGGAAUCAUCGCAGCCUUCAGCUUAUCUACUGUGUUCAACUGCUUCUCAGGUUCUUCCCUCGGCGGUGUCAUCAUGUUAAUUAUAAUAAACAAACUCAUUUCUUGUUUCGGAUUCCCGUGGACAAUCCGCAUUGUUACCUUCAUAAUCCUCAGUCUUCUCGCUAUUGCUGCAUGUACAGUGCGGUGCAGGCUACCACUUCAACCAAAGCCCUUCAACAUCACAAACUUUCUUUCAGGUAUCCAUGAUCCAGUUUUCUCUUUAACUUACAUAACAUCAUUUCUGUUCUACUGGGGCUUAUUUAUACCCUUUAACUAUAUCAUCCUUCAAGCUGAGAAAGCCGGUAUACGCAGUGAAAUUGCGCAGUACCUGCUGCCAAUCAUCAACACUGCUGAAACCAAUAGCAUCCCUGGUCAGAUUAUUCCCGGCUUCCUGGCCAACAAGUUUGGCUGCUACAAUAUAGCCAUCAUCAUCACUGCCAUCAUCUCUAUCUUCUGCCUCACCCUCUGGAUCCCAGGCCAAAGCCAGGCAGCCGUAAUCUCAUUCAUGGUCAUGUACAGCCUGUUUUCAGGAAGCUUCAUCUCUCUAGCCCCAACUCUGGUUACCCAGAUAUCAGACAUUCAUGAAAUUAAUACCUACCAAGGUAUCUUCUUUGUGUUCCAAUCCUUUGGCACUUUAACAGGCUUGCUAAUUACAGAAAUAAUCACUGCCCGCCAAUACAGAUCAUUUUCGGGACUUCAGUUCUUUUGUGGGUUUUCAUUCUUAACGUUGAUGGCUGUCCACAUCCUUGCCCGUGGUAAACUGGUAGGUAUGAGUGCUGCGAAGGUUUAG